GGGGCGGAUUGUUGACGCCUGCGGCUGCUGCGGUGGCGAAAGGGCUGUUGGGGAGGGGCGGCUGAGGGGAGGGAGACGGCGCCGUGACAGGUUCUGCGAAGGCUGCGGCCGCGGCGACGAUGGCAGAAGGGCCUGAGGAAGUCCGGGGUCGCCCUCCCGGAGGGGACCACGCGCCCGGCCCCUCCCGGAGAGGCCCUCCCGCGGCCGGCACCCCUUGUCCCCGAGACCCGGCGCCUGUGGAACCCCAGGCCCCGGGCCGGCCCCUAACCCCGAGCCUCGCCCCGGAGGAAUCGGAGGCGCCCAGGGAGCUGAGGAGGCGCCGAGAGGCGGCCUCGAACUCCGGCGCGGGGCUGCAGGAGCCGCCGGGCUGCGAGGCGGCUGAGACGGAGGCGCCUCGGGACAAGCCGACGCUGCUGAGCGCCCGCGAGUACUCGCGACAGGUGCACGAGUGGCUGUGGCAGUCCUACUGCGGCUACCUCACCUGGCACAGCGGGCUGGCCGCCUUCCCCGCCUACUGCAGCCCCCCGCCGCCCCAGCCCUGCUACCCCGCGCCCGCCGCCCCCCAGGCCGCGGCGCCGCCCCCGCAGCUGGCCUAUUACAACCCUUUCUACUUUCUGAACGCUGGGGCGGCCGCGGGGCCCGAGCCUGGGGCGGCCGCGGGCAUCAGCACCCCGAGCUCGGUGGCGGGCCUGGGACCCCGGGCUCCUCACGGACAGGGCACGGGCCGGGCCGCUCCGGGGACUCGGGCGGGAUCCGCAGCCCCUCCGCGCGCCGCGGGCGAGAGCGGGCGGCCGGCAGGCAGGGAGUAUGUUAUUCCAUCCUUGGCCCACCGAUUCAUGGCAGAGAUGGUGGAUUUCUUUAUUCUCUUCUUUAUAAAAGCAACCAUUGUCUUAAGCAUCAUGCACCUCAGUGGAAUCAAGGAUAUCUCUAAGUUUGCUAUGCAUUAUAUCAUAGAAGAAAUAGAUGAAGACACAUCAAUGGAAGAUUUGCAGAAAAUGAUGGUUGUGGCUCUUAUAUACAGAUUAUUAGUUUGUUUCUAUGAGAUAAUCUGCAUUUGGGGAGCUGGUGGUGCAACCCCGGGGAAGUUCCUGCUAGGGCUCCGAGUUGUGACAUGCGAGACGUCAGUGCUGGUUGCUCCAAGUCGGGUCUUGGUGAUUCCUUCCUCAGACGUUAGCAUUGCAACGUCCACCAUACGAGCUUUGAUCAAGAAUUUUUCUAUUGCUUCUUUUUUCCCUGCUUUCAUCACACUGCUGUUUUUUCAACAUAAUCGAACAGCAUAUGACAUUGUAGCAGGAACUAUUGUGGUAAAAAGAAACGGGGUCAGAUGAUGCCCUAGAAAAGCCCUAAUUCCAUACUGAUUGGAAUAAUGACAAGACUAAAUUAUGUAUCAGCACGA
Messenger RNA from Ochotona princeps (American pika), 1396 nucleotides. It is a transcript of the gene FAM8A1, whose product is annotated as family with sequence similarity 8 member A1. The record is from RefSeq and is a predicted model, not a curated record. Lineage: Eukaryota; Metazoa; Chordata; Mammalia; Lagomorpha; Ochotonidae. The transcript has 5 exons. Bases 120 to 1328 code for a protein of 402 amino acids.